This is a messenger RNA of Papilio machaon (common yellow swallowtail), 573 nucleotides long. Its product is annotated as fatty acid-binding protein 2. Gene Ontology annotation, biological process: fatty acid transport. The coding region runs from base 75 to 476 and encodes 133 amino acids. Gene Ontology annotation, molecular function: fatty acid binding. The record is from RefSeq and is a predicted model, not a curated record. The transcript is spliced from 4 exons. Gene Ontology annotation, cellular component: cytosol; nucleus. NCBI's taxonomy places the organism in Eukaryota, Metazoa, Arthropoda, Insecta, Lepidoptera, Papilionidae.
CUUAUAAAUACCGAAAACAGUCUGAUUCGCUUAUUUGGUAACCAAAUCUUGGUGUUUUACAUUUGCAAAAAAUAAUGGCCUACCUCGGAAAAUUGUACUCGCACGACAGAGAUGAAAACUACGAAUCUUAUAUCGAUACUUUAGGUCUGCCGGCUGAUAAAGCGGCAAACUUGAAGAACUACAAGCCACAACAGAAGCUAGAGAAGAAUGGAGACACCUACACAUUGACAUCUGUUAGUGCCGUGGGCAACCGGGUAGCCACUUUCAAAGUAGGCGAGGAGUUUGACGAGACAGUCGCCGAGGGACAUAAAGCAAAGACUACGUUCACCCUUGAUGGUAACACGCUCACUCAAACUCAAAAGUUCGCAGAUGGUAAUGUUUUGAACACCAAAAGAGAAUAUUUCGACGACAAACUGAUAGUGACGCUGACGAGGACAAACUGGGAUGGUACAGCUGUGAGAUACUACAAAGCUUGAAAUUUUAUUUGUAACUAAAUUUAUCAUUUUGUAAACAACUUUUUUAAUAUAAAUAAAACAUAAUAAACUUUGAUCCUUCUUGUAAUUUACUGCUGAA